Solenopsis invicta (red fire ant) is the source of this 1374-nucleotide messenger RNA. RefSeq names its product iron-sulfur protein NUBPL (gene Nubpl). The record is from RefSeq and is a predicted model, not a curated record. The transcript is spliced from 4 exons. Lineage: Eukaryota; Metazoa; Arthropoda; Insecta; Hymenoptera; Formicidae. Gene Ontology annotation, cellular component: mitochondrion. Gene Ontology annotation, molecular function: 4 iron, 4 sulfur cluster binding; ATP-dependent FeS chaperone activity; ATP binding. Gene Ontology annotation, biological process: iron-sulfur cluster assembly; mitochondrial respiratory chain complex I assembly. The coding region runs from base 399 to 1358 and encodes 319 amino acids.
UAUAGGUUAGGUGGACGACCGAUACGCGCGCGCAUGUGUGUGUGCGUGUGCAUGACUUUUUUUUAUGCUGUGCAAGCGCGAUGUAAUUGGCGGGGAUGAAGUAUGUACAAAUUAAUUUGGCGGCGAAAUUGAAAAAAAAUCGGAAUGUCCGCGAAUGUUUCCCCAAUUGCGCGACUCCGAUAUUGACGGAUAGAGGUUUGCGACACGCUCGGGAAGGAGAGCCUCUUUCGGCUUCUUUCUAAUUUUGCUUCUUGUCACAUAGAAAAAUGGAAAGAUAAGAACUUACGAAACAUUACUAACCCAUCUGUAUGCCGGUAAAUUCUUGAAUAUAUGAAUAUAUAUAUAUAUAUAUUUACGAUGCAUUACACGUUUUGAUGCUGUGAGGUUAGCUCGAGUGCAUGUCGGUGAAAAUGUCGAGCGUUAUCGCAAGGCCGCGUUUCAGCGGGUAUUUAAAAUCCCUUCAGCAUCUGUGGCAACGGCAGUACAGUACGAUAAUCGACUUGACUAAGACUAAGCAAGAGAACUUGGAAGCUAGACAGAGAGAAGUCAUGGCGCGCGGUCUUCCGAAACGGAAACAUAUAAAAGGUGUUAAACAAAUUUUCUUGAUUGCUUCUGGUAAGGGUGGAGUUGGAAAGUCAACAACGGCUGUGAAUUUGGCAACUGCUCUAAAAAUUAUUGAGCCCAGCAAGUCUAUUGGAUUGCUGGAUGCCGACGUUUUUGGACCCUCAGUACCCCUGAUGAUGAACAUCCACGAAUCACCUGCACUGAAUCGAGAGAACCUCAUGGAACCUCUUGUAAAUUAUGGUGUGAAAUGUAUGUCUAUGGGAUUUUUAAUUGAUGAGAAAUCACCAGUAGUCUGGAGGGGACUCAUGGUGAUGAAUGCAUUGAACAAGUUGGUAAAUCAGGUGGCAUGGGGACCACUUGAUUAUCUCGUGAUCGACACUCCUCCUGGGACAGGGGACACACAUCUUUCCCUGAUCCAGACACUUUUUAUCACUGGUGUGUUAUUGGUGACAACACCACAGAAAGUCGCGCUGGAGGUAACCAGGAGAGGUGCAAAUAUGUUCAAGAAAUUGAACAUUCCCGUCGCCGGUAUCGUGGAGAAUAUGAGCAGUGUUACAUGCCCAAAAUGCAUGACAGAGGUGCCUCUUUUCGGCAAUGCCACGCUCUCGCUAGUAAAAGAACUUGAUGUGGAUAUUUUACAGAAGGUACCAAUGCACGAGAGUAUCUCUAAAAGUUCGGAUAGUGGUAAACCGAUUGUCCUGACAGCACCGAAGAGCAGACAAGCAGAGACUUAUAGGGAAUUGGCAGAAAAUGUUGUUACAUUUUUAAACAAGCAGGAAAUAAAUACAGAGUGAUCAAAUAGAUUUUAAA